AUGCUAUCUGUCAACGUUACCCCCAUCGCUGAAAAACUCUUGGCCACGGUAUACAGCGACGUAAAGAUCGCGGAUCCGGCGAAAUUCAAAAUAGGUGAUUCGUAUACGUUACGUGUACUAUAUAUUUCGAGUAAAAUCUUCCUCGGAGAAGACAUUUUGAAACGUAGUCCAAAUUGGACCACCGAGGUAUUUAAAAUCACUAAAGUGGAGCAUACUUAUCCUGUAACCUAUCUACUGAACAACUAUCGCAGAAAAUCUAUCUCUGGAACAUUCUAUGAACAUGAGUUAGAUCCCGCGGCUUAUCCGGACGUGUAUCUCAUGGAGAAAGUAUUGCAGGAGAGGUGA
This is a messenger RNA of Trachymyrmex septentrionalis, 345 nucleotides long. RefSeq lists its product as uncharacterized. Lineage: Eukaryota; Metazoa; Arthropoda; Insecta; Hymenoptera; Formicidae. The transcript is spliced from 2 exons. The record is from RefSeq and is a predicted model, not a curated record. The coding region runs from base 1 to 345 and encodes 114 amino acids.